Messenger RNA from Candida tropicalis MYA-3404, 1578 nucleotides. RefSeq lists its product as uncharacterized. Bases 1 to 1578 code for a protein of 525 amino acids. The record is from RefSeq and is a predicted model, not a curated record. The transcript has a single exon. Gene Ontology annotation, biological process: protein phosphorylation. Gene Ontology annotation, molecular function: ATP binding; protein kinase activity. NCBI's taxonomy places the organism in Eukaryota, Fungi, Ascomycota, Pichiomycetes, Serinales, Debaryomycetaceae.
AUGACCCAAUUUCCAAGAGUAAACGCAAGUGAUGAUUUAGACGUAUUUGAAGAAGUUGGUCGUGGUGGCUUUGGAGUCGUCUACCGAGGAAUAAUUAAAUCAACUCAACAAGAAGUAGCAAUAAAACAAAUUGAUCUUGAAAAAGAUUCCACAGAUUUACUUGAAAUUAAUAAGGAGAUUCAAAUCAUAUCUGAAUGUCGAUGUAAACAAAUUACUAGCUAUGUUGGCUCAUUUGUUAAGAAUUAUAAAUUAUGGGUCAUUAUGGAAUUUAUUGAUGGUGGAUCAAUAUUUGAAUUAUUAAAACCAGGACCAAUUACUGAUGAAAAUGUUAUAAGUUAUAUAAUGGAAGAAAUAUUAAAUGCAUUGAAUUAUUUACAUAAUCAAGGUAAAAUCCAUCGAGAUUUGAAAAGUCAAAAUAUUUUAGUAAGUAAACAUGGUGAUAUAAAAUUGACGGAUUUUGGAGUAUCUACACAAUUAUCGUCAAAUUUUAGUAAGAGAAAUACCACUGUUGGUACACCAUAUUGGAUGGCCCCUGAAGUUAUUGUUAAUAAUAAUGGUGGACAUAGUUAUAAAGCAGAUAUUUGGUCAUUGGGAUGUUGUUGUUAUGAAAUGUUUACUGGUAAACCACCAUUACAAAUAAUGCAUCCUCCAAUGAAAGCACUUCGUUUAAUUUCAAAGUGUCAGAAAAACCAAGAUUUCGUAAAAUUGAUCAACUUGGCAAAUUUGGAAGUAUCUAAUGAUUUAAGGGACUUUUUAAGUUGUUGUUUUAUUGAAGAUCCAAAAUCUAGAUUCAGUGCCAGUAAAUUGUUGAAACAUAAAUUCAUCACAAAGUUUAGUGGUACUAAUUCCCCAGAUAGAAUUAAAUUAAUCAAGAAAUUGAUCACUAAAAAACAAUUAUGGAAUCAACAAAAUCAUAUAGUUAAGACUCAGAAUUAUUAUGUUCCUACUGAAAUUCAUAAUAAUCAGAUUAAGUGGAGCAUGAUUGAUGAUGAAGAUGAAGAAGAUGGUAACGACAAUAAUGAAAGUAAUGCAAAUCGCGAUAAAACAAUUAAGUUUGAUAUAAGUACUAUGGUCGUUGAUGAAGAGGUUGAAAAACAACAAAUUUCACAAUUGUCCAAACAAUUUGAUCAGCAAUUGGAUCCAUUGAGUUUUAUGAAGACUGAUUUCAAUACGAUUCUUACAAAAAUAUUUAACAGAUUGGAUCACAAGAACCAAUUAUCAAAGAAACAGUACGAUCAGAUUUUAGAAAUGAACAAUAUCAUGAUUAAUUUGAUUUCAAAUGAUGCCGAUAGUAAAAGGAUCUUGAUUUUCCAAUACUUGAAAUAUUUGAUUAAAGAAUUAUUAAAAGAGAAAAAUGGUCAUAUCAGCAGAUUGGUUUUGCCUUCAAAUAUAGUACGUCCGGCAUUAUCACCAUCUCAAACUACAGGUUCAUUUACUACAACAGGCAAUCUGUUAAAUACAGACGGUAUUACAUUGACAAGAAUGGGAAGCAAAAAAGAGUUUCCAGGAUCAAAAUUUGACGAAAUACAAUCAAGUUUAUUAGACUCUUGGAUAAAUAGAAUGGAACAGGAUAAAUAA